Molecule: messenger RNA, 654 nt
Organism: Mercurialis annua (annual mercury)
Lineage: Eukaryota; Viridiplantae; Streptophyta; Magnoliopsida; Malpighiales; Euphorbiaceae
Exons: 3
Coding region: 135-473 (112 amino acids)
Source: RefSeq, a predicted model, not a curated record
UUCUUCAAAAUUGUUUAAGAAUCCUCCACUUCUCUCUCAGAAUCUCAUCUGAUUUUUUCAAGUAAAUUCCCGAAAAGGACACCUUUUCGAGAUCACCAGGUUUCUUCUACCGAUUAGUAUCAUCAAGAUCUAAGAUGGAGAGCCUGCAAGAAACGCCGGAGACAAAGCAAGUUCAAUCUGAAGCCACUGUACUGGAAUUCAAAACACCACCUCAAGAUCAAAAAAAGGAUCAAAAAUCGAUAAAUUCCGGUAGUGAUUUACGCAAAAGUAGCACCCCGAAUCGCCUUAAACUUCCGAUAGCAUUCAAGUACCCUGAAAAGUACAGAAGUCCAACUGAUCUUAUGAUAUCACCAAUUACAAAAGGCCUUCUUGCAAGAAACAGAAAGAACGGUUCAAUACUGCCUCCUACCUUGAAUCAACCUAAGGUUCAAGAUAUAGCAAAGGAAGUAGUAUCUUUCAAGAUUGUGACAUGAAAAUAUUGGUGAUAAAGCUUGAAUCAGAUGGAUUCUUGAACCUGAUGAUGAAUUUUUUUUCGCUUUUAAAAUUAUUAUUGUCAUUAGUAGUUUAUAGUUUAUACAAUCUGUAAUUGCAAGUAUCUUGUUUUUCUUCAAUCAAAACAAUGUUAUAUAAUGCAUUUGAAGCUAUUUUGCAGUA